AUGCACAAACAAAUGUUCAAUACAUGGAAUGAUUACGAAGAUGCUAACGAGAAUAAAGAACUCUUCCACAAGCUGCUUAACGCCAUUCAUUUGCGCAGAAAGUACAUGCGUUAUAGUGUAUCGUGUAAAUUUUCACGGUAUUAUUACCGUAAUGGAGUAUUCUAUCUCGUAAAGGAUGACGCAGACAAAGGGAAAAAGGAUGAAAUUAACGCUUUUUUGGAAGAAUAUAGCACAGAAAAGGAACGGCUAUAUUUGAGCCAUACAAACUUGAGCGCGCAAAUCGACGGUCUCUCAAUUAAUACAAAUUUUAAUACCAAAGAUAGUGGCUGUCCAAAAAGUGAAAAUUUAAAGAAAAUGAGGAGUAUCAACGACAAAAACGGAGAUAUUCUGAAACCAAUACCAAUUGAAGAGUAUUACUCAGAUUGUGUCUAUGUGCUAAACGUAUGUAACAACAGACCGAUAAAAUCGCUUUCGUACAGGCGUUUGGAACAUCUCAAACACUCUUUCAACAUGUAUCGCAACAUAUCAGCAUCAAAAGAAAAGGAAGAGCAACAGAAAAAGAGCCGGAAGGAUUUUUAUACUGUAUAUAAGGUCGACAAUCAUAUACAUCAUUCUGCCGCAAUCAAUUGCAAGCAUCUUCUAAAGUUCAUAAAACGCAAAAUUAAAUUUAACUCGGAUGAUGUGGUUUACGAGAAAGAUGGAAAAGCAUAUACUCUCAGAGAGGUGUUCAAACAGCUGAACAUAACAGUAGACGAGCUUCGUAUAGAGAACAUUGAUACACACUCCCACACCGAUACUUUUCACAGGUUUGACCGUUUUAACAACAAGUACAACCUGCUGGGCCAGAGUCUUCUUAGGGAAAUUUUCCUCAAAUAUGACAAUUUCAUCAAUGGACGGUACCUUGCUGAAUUGACCAAGGAGUUGAUUAAUUACUACAAAGAAAAUAAAUAUCAAAAUGUGGAGCUAAGAAUAUCGGUGUAUGGAAAGGACAAGGACGAAUUUUACAGGCUUGCACAUUGGAUAGAAAGCAACAAACUGUACUCAAAGCACAUAAAAUGGGUGGUACAAAUACCCAGGCUGUUUCCAAACCUUAAAGAAAGGUGUAACAUUGAAUCUUUUGGUGAGAUGUUGCGGAACAUCUUCGAUCCACUUUUCAAGGCGACUGAAUUCGCUGAUGAAAAAGGAAAAGCAUUUGUGUGUAACAAAGCGUAUGAUGAUAGGUAUAAAGGAAUGUACAGAAUGUGUACUUAUAGAAAUUACAACAAUAGUCCCAAGGCUGAAGAUGACAAUACACGGUUCGACACUAAAUAUGUCGUUGGUUGCGAUACUGAUGAAAAUAACGGGAAAGAUAAUUCUAAAGAAGGAGAAAUGGGCGGUGAAGUGGCCAAAAACAAGUAUAUUACCUGUAAGAAAUGCGCUGGAUAUUAUUUGGAUAUGAGAACCAAUGUGGCAAAUAAUGAGACGAGCGACCAGGUGUUUUGUGAUCGCGCAGAGAGAAAAAAACAGAAUAACAGUGGACAAUCAAUUACUUCAUUAAAUAAAGGACAUAACACAACAACGAAUAUUUGUGGAAACAACCAUCUGCAGAGUGGAACAAACCAGUCAAAUGAGACGGUUCAUAUUCGUGGAAAAAAUAACCAAGGCAUAGACUACGGCACAAGAACUCAACCAGCAGCAUAUCUGCGUGAAGAAAGACCGCAGAGUUUCAAUAAAGUUAGCACAUCAUCUAAUGCACCCAGUUCAUACGAUGGUAAUGAAUGUAUCUGUUCCGUUGAUCCUUCAGAUGGGCCAAGCGAGAACGAAAAACCAAAAAGCGAACGAAGCGAAGCUAUCGCUAGGUUGAAUAGCGAGAAACAUAAGAUGUCCUUGAUCUGUAAUUUCCUCAAAAAUUUAGGUGGAUUUGACACUGUUGAUGACGAAAGCAUACGCGAAAGGAAGUACCAUCAAAAGUUUCCAUCUCCUGACGAAUGGACACAUAGUGAAAACCCGCCAUAUUCCUAUUAUAUUUAUUUUUUAUACAGCAAUAUAAAAAUGCUCAACGAUUUUCGGCGUUCGAAAAAACUAAAUACAUUCAAAUUCACACCACACAGUGGUGAAACUGGUGACUAUGAGCAUCUGGUAAAUGCAUUCCUGACGGCUGACAGCAUUUGUCACGGUGUUCAGCUGCGUAAAUGUUUUCCGCUCACCUAUAUUUUUUAUAUUUGCCAAAUCGGAGUUACAAUGUCGCCAUUAUCUAACAACUCAUUGUUCAUUGCAUUAGAAAAAAAUCCUUUCAUCAACUUCUUCAAUAUUGGAAUGAAUGUAUCGCUUUCCACGGAUGAUCCACUUCAUUUCCACUUUACACGAGACCCCCUGAUGGAAGAGUAUUCAGUCAUCACCCAACUCUAUAAAUUGAGUAGUGUUGACCAAUGUGAGUUAGCAAGAAACUCAGUAAUUCAAUCUAAUUUCAGUUUUGAAUGGAAGAAAGAGGUCAUAGGAAAUUUCUACAAAGAGGGAACAGAAAGCAACGAUAUUGUUAAAACAAAUGUACCAAAUAUAAGAAUACAUUACAGAUGGCUAAUGCUAUGCAGGGAAAGAGAAUUGAUCGGAUAUGUGAUUACUAAGUGAUCGAGUAAUAUCUGAAAGAAGCUACUUAUUUUUCUAGAGAAGGUAUGAAAAUGAUAUAGGUAAAAAUAUC
Messenger RNA from Vavraia culicis subsp. floridensis, 2677 nucleotides. RefSeq names its product AMP deaminase. Gene Ontology annotation, biological process: IMP salvage; AMP metabolic process. Gene Ontology annotation, cellular component: cytosol. The record is from RefSeq and is a predicted model, not a curated record. The coding region runs from base 1 to 2607 and encodes 868 amino acids. Gene Ontology annotation, molecular function: AMP deaminase activity. NCBI's taxonomy places the organism in Eukaryota, Fungi, Microsporidia, Pleistophoridae. The transcript has a single exon.